GGCAACUCCAAACCCGUGAACCCAUUUUGAAUCGACCCGUCUAAACCCGCCAUAAAACUAAACAUACAACGCCGCCGGUUGCCGCCCACACAAAACCUCCUCUUACCUAAGAUUAUUUGAAAUUCAAUCUUUGUAAUGCAACAUUUUCUUUUUUCAAUCUAUUUAUCUUAAAUUAAUUGCAGUUUCAUUUUAUCAGAGCUGCUAUGAGUGAUCGAGCAAUUGAAUCAAAUGAGGUACAGUCAAGCUCAGAAGCCUCAGAUUGAGCCUAUUCGGAUGCCUACUGUGGAGGAAAUAAGGGGACAAGACAUUUGGAACAACUGUGCAGUUCGUAGCGUUGUUAGUGGAGUCAUGGGAGGGGGACUAGGGUUGUUCAUGGGUCUGUUUCUAGGGGCACUGGAUAACCCAAUAAUGCAAGAGGAAAUGACUACUAGGCAACAACUUGUAUACCAAGCAAAGCAGAUGGGUCGGAGGAGUUGGAGUUCCUGCAAAACUUUUGCUGUUAUGGGUUUGGUUUUCUCUGCUGCUGAAUGUGUUGAUGAGAAGGCACGGGCAAAACAUGACAUGACAAAUACAGCAGUUGCAGGGUGCGUAACGGGAGGCACAUUAUCAGCUAGAGGUGGCCCAAAAGCUGCAUGUGCAGGUUGUGCUGGCUUUGCUACAUUUUCAGUCCUGAUUGAGAAGUUCUUGGAUAGAUAUCACUAAUCCCAGUGAGUAAUUAGACAAUAUGGAUCAUUCAUCAGCCUGAAAUAUGGAAGUUACACCAACCGGCAUAUAUAUAGAGCUCGUUUGGAUUGGCAUAAAAAAGUGGCUUUUUCGUAGAAAUAGCUUUUAAGCCAAAAAAACAAUGAGUUGCCCAGCUUAUAGCUUAAAAGCCAAUCCAAACACCCUCAUAGUCACAUUCUUUUUUACCCCAACUGUAAGAUAUUGAUAUAAUGAUAUUGGGCAAUGUUAUAAACAUGCAGCUCACUUCAUACCUCAUAUUUGCCCUCUGUUCACUUCCUCGAGUUUGUGAAUCUGGUCCCAGAACUGGGAAUAUCUAGCAUUAAUUUAGACACGUUUAAGACAUUUUUGUCUAAUAAGGUAGUCAGUUUCUCUUAGUUGUAAUGUUUACUUUCUUUACUCCAAUAAAAUGUUGGCUUCUUUGCAAGUCA
Nicotiana tabacum (common tobacco) is the source of this 1151-nucleotide messenger RNA. The record is from RefSeq and is a predicted model, not a curated record. NCBI's taxonomy places the organism in Eukaryota, Viridiplantae, Streptophyta, Magnoliopsida, Solanales, Solanaceae.